CUAUGGAGGGACUGGAGAACAUGGCAUUCGUGUCGAAUUCAGUGAGCCUAGUGACUUAUUUUUAUGGUUACAUGAACUUCAGCCUAACAAAAUCAGCCACCACGCUUACAAACUUCCUGGGGACCUCUUGUGUGCUUGCUCUGUUUGGGGGAUUAAUUUCAGACACCUACUUAUCAAGAUUCAAGACCUGUGUCCUGUUUGGCUUCAUAGAAUUAUUGGGUUACGCCCUCUUAACAGUUCAAGCACACUUUGAUCAAUUGAGGCCUUUUCCCUGCAAAGACAUCGCACCAAGCAAAUCGAAUCAGUGCGAGGCUGCCACCGGUACACAGGUUGCGAUUCUCUUUGCCAGUCUAUAUUUAGCUGCAAUGGGUACCGGAGGGAUUAAAGCAGCCCUGCCAUCCUUGGGAGCCGACCAAUUUGAUGAGAAGAACCCAGAAGAAAGAGCUCUCCUCUCAAGCUUCUUCAACUGGUUCCUGUUCAGCCUCACCAUUGGAGCUAUGGUAGGUGUGACUUUUGUUGUUUGGAUAAGCCAAAACCAGGGGUGGGAUUGGGCGUUUGGUGUGUGCACCAUGGCUGUACUCUUUGCCAUCUUCUUCAUAUGCAUGGGCAAAUCUAUGUAUCGACACAAUUCCCCCAAGGGGAGCCCCAUCCUUCGCAUUCUUCGGGUCUUUGUUGCUGCAAUUCGGAACCGAAACCUACCAUUGCCUGAAAGGGCAGACGAAUUACAUGAGAUUCAUGACAAAGAAGCAGGGAUGGAAACUGAAGUUCUUCAGAGAACUGAUCAGUUCAGGUUCUUGGAUCGGGCUGCAAUGGUUAGGAUCACCCAAACAGGCAUUACUCCUGGACCUUGGAGCCUAUGUACAGUGACACAAGUCGAAGAAACAAAGAUCCUAGUUCGCAUGCUCCCAAUUAUACUAAGCACUGUCUUCAUGAACACAUGCUUGGCACAACUCCAAACAUUUUCCAUCCAGCAGAGCAUCACCAUGGAUACACAAAUCCUAAGUUUUCGAGUGCCCGGUCCUUCAAUCCCAGUAAUCCCUCUGCUCUUCAUGUUCAUCCUGAUCCCAGUAUAUGACCGGGUUUUCGUCCCAUUGGUUCGAAACUUCACUGGGAUUCCCACCGGAAUCCGGCAUCUCCAACGAAUUGGGGUUGGGUUAGUCCUCUCAUCAAUCUCCAUGGCAGUUGCCGGAGUCAUCGAGACCCGCCGGAAAUCUGUGGCAGUUCAACACAACAUGGUGGACUCUGCUGAGCCUUUACCAAUAAGUGUGUUUUGGCUGGGUUUCCAGUAUGCUAUUUUUGGAGCGGCUGAUAUGUUCACAUUUGUGGGAUUGCUGGAGUUCUUUUAUGCAGAGAGUUCAAGGGGUAUGAAGGCAUUGGGCACAGCCGUGUCAUGGUGCUCUGUUGCAUUUGGGUACUUCACAAGCACGGUGGUGGUGGAGGUGGUGAACAAGGUGAGCGGUGGGUGGCUGGGCAACAAUAAUUUGAACAGGGAUGAGUUGAACUACUUCUAUUGGUUGUUGUCGGCAUUGAGUAUCUUAAAUUUUGGGUUUUAUUUGGUGUGCGCAUCUUGGUAUAAAUAUAAGAAGGUGGAAGUGCAGCAAGUGGGUACCGGCAAGGGUACUGCUCAAAUGGCAGAGCUGAUGGACCCUGGAGGUAGCAGUGCUUACGCUAGUGGUGAUGAUGGCGCGGGGCCCUCUAGUGCGGGCGGUGGUGAUUCUGAUGCCAUUUUUUGCAGUGUAACUAAGUUGGUUAUGAUUGAGAUUGCACAGAGCUCUAGGGAGCAGGGAGGCCAUCUAUAG
Molecule: messenger RNA, 1799 nt
Organism: Malania oleifera
Lineage: Eukaryota; Viridiplantae; Streptophyta; Magnoliopsida; Santalales; Ximeniaceae
Product: protein NRT1/ PTR FAMILY 4.5-like
Exons: 5
Coding region: 3-1799 (598 amino acids)
Biological process (GO): transmembrane transport
Cellular component (GO): membrane
Molecular function (GO): transmembrane transporter activity
Source: RefSeq, a predicted model, not a curated record